Messenger RNA from Dioscorea cayenensis subsp. rotundata (Guinea yam), 932 nucleotides. RefSeq lists its product as uncharacterized. Gene Ontology annotation, biological process: heterochromatin formation. The transcript has 9 exons. The record is from RefSeq and is a predicted model, not a curated record. Bases 368 to 814 code for a protein of 148 amino acids. NCBI's taxonomy places the organism in Eukaryota, Viridiplantae, Streptophyta, Magnoliopsida, Dioscoreales, Dioscoreaceae.
UCUCUCUCUCUCUCUCUCUCUCUCUCUCUCUCUCUCUCUCUCGGCCGCCAUUGGAGGAGCUACGAGGAGGAGGAGAAGCGACAAUGAAAGGGGGGAUCGAGGGCGGAUGCGAUCGGUGGAGCUCGGAGGAGGAAGGGAAGCAUCAGCGUGAACUGGCGGAUUAGAGGUGGUACGAUCGGAGGCUGUCAGUUGGAUGCUUGCAUUAUAGCAUUUUGGAGCUUUUCUCUCUUCAGGCUUCAAUUUCACAAUAGAUUUCUCCAUUAUGGGUACCUGUGGAUCCUCUUGAAUGGCAUAUUAUUAUUUUUUAUUGCUAUUCUGUAUCUCCUAGCAUCAUUGGGAAAAUUGGCAUUAGGAGCCACUGUUGCAUAUGCUGGAUGGAAGGAAAAAAUUACGCCAUGCACAAAGAAACCUCCAUCUUUUAUUGAAACCAGAAUUAUCAAGCAUAUGUGGAACUUUGAGGCUUCCGGUGGAUGUCAAGUGUCUGGCUGAAAAGCUUCUUGAAUAUGUCAUGAAUAACCACCUCGUUGUUCGAGAUCCUGAGACUAUUCUCUUUUCAAGCACUCCAUGGAUGGUGAGGAAUGAAACUCGUGCAGGAACAGAAACUUUUAUCCGCGUAAGUGGUGCAACUUUUCAGGUUGAAGACAACACUAAGUACUUGCAAUCUGGUCCUCCUUUUCUCAUUCUUCUUCAUCCUGCUUUGGGUCCACUUUGGGAGAUUACUCGACAGAAGAUAAGAUUAAGAAAAGGACAUACAACUAAUGUUAUCAGGAUCUUGUUUGUUCCCCAGCAACAAGGCUGCAAUACUGAGUUUUAAUGUUGCAUGUGGAAUGGAGUUUUAAUGUUGUUUUGAUACGAGUGUUUGUAUAAUUAUACUACAUGAUUUCCAAUGUAUAUAUAGGGCAUCUAUAUGUAUUGUUAAUUCAAUAGGAUGA